Cyphellophora europaea CBS 101466 is the source of this 2064-nucleotide messenger RNA. RefSeq lists its product as uncharacterized. Bases 1 to 2064 code for a protein of 687 amino acids. NCBI's taxonomy places the organism in Eukaryota, Fungi, Ascomycota, Eurotiomycetes, Chaetothyriales, Cyphellophoraceae. Gene Ontology annotation, molecular function: acyl-CoA oxidase activity; fatty acid binding; FAD binding. Gene Ontology annotation, cellular component: peroxisome. The transcript has 3 exons. Gene Ontology annotation, biological process: lipid homeostasis; fatty acid beta-oxidation using acyl-CoA oxidase. The record is from RefSeq and is a predicted model, not a curated record.
AUGGACUGGAGCAGAGAUCUCAAGCCCGCCGCUGGCGCUGACGGGGCCGAAAUCCUCAGGUACGAGCGGCAGCGUUCGUCUAUCGACGUCAAUGCCUUGUCGACCCAUCUCUUCGGCAAAGUGUAUCUGGAGCGCCUGGCCCGCGUGAGCGGCAUCUUGCAGAAGGACAAGAUCUUCUCCAAGGCCAAUCAGGCAAACCUCUCCCGGCCUGAUCGGUAUGUCCUGGGUCUUGCCAGAGGAAAGCGCAUGCGGCAGCUGAUGGACGAACAUGGCUGGGACAACGACGACCUGCUCAUGGCCGAGUAUCUGAUUGACGACAUCCUGCCGUAUCAUCUGCACAUGUCACUCUUCGCGGCUGCCAUGAAAGAGCAGUGUAGUGAGGAGCAGCGGCAGUAUUGGCAACCGAAGAUCGACUCAUGGGAGAUCAUAGGCGCGUAUGCGCAGACUGAGCUCGGUCAUGGCAGCAACGUUCGUGGAAUCGAGUGCGAGGCUAGGUGGGAUCCCGCUACCAAGGAGUUUGUGAUCCAUUCUCCGUCGCUCACGGCGAGUAAAUGGUGGAAUGGAACUCUUGGCCGGACAGCCACUCAUGCCGUGGUCGUGGCACAACUGAUGCUCCCGGUCGGGAAGGACGGUAGUGGUCAGACGAGGUAUGAAUCGAAAGGCCCUCGUCCGUUCAUCGUACAGGUCCGAGAUCCAAAGACGCACCUCCCGCCAGAAUCCAUCAUUGUCGGCGACAUCAAUGCCAAAUAUGGCUACGCUCCCAUGGACAAUGCCUACUGCCUCUUCCGCUUCCACAGGGUGCCUCACAGUGCCCUGCUGGCACGCUAUGCGAGUCUCAACCCGGAGACAGGAGUAUACACUCGGCCGAAGAAUCCCAAUUCGGUUUAUGGGCAAUUGACGAGAGGUCGCGCCUUCAUCGUCUUGAAUGCAAGAUUGGUGAUUGCGCGAGCUGUAACAGUGGCGGUGCGGUAUCUCUCGAUUCGACGGCAAUUCCGGGACCAAGACUCCCACGAUUCAUCUGCACCCGAAAUGCCUGUGCUCGACUAUUCGACGGUCCAGAUUCGAAUUCUGCCGCUGCUGGCAACCGCUUUUGCACUUCACUACAGCGGCAGCGCAAUGUGGAGUCUGUAUGAGCGCACGCGGGCGCAAAACAGUCUGGAAAGCGACAAUGCCCAGCUGGCGGAGCUGCAUACCACAUCCGCAGGGCUCAAAAGCCUGGCAACAGACCUGGCCGCCAAUAGCGUGGAGACAUGUCGGCGAGCGAUGGGUGGCCACGGUUUUGGCGGAGGGACUGGGCUCAUCCAGCUGAACAACGACUACUUGGCCAAGCCCACAGUGGAAGGGGACAACUGGAUGAUCACCCAACAAGUAUCUCGAUUCCUGAUCAAGAAGGUGGCGGAGCAGACAGCAAAUCCGGACAGAGUAGUGCAAAGUCCGACGGAGCAGAACCUGAAAUCCUACUUGUCCAACCGCGAUGGUCAGCCGCAUUUCGAUGUUCUCGGAGAUGAUGCAAGCAUCGUGGAGGCUUUUCGUUGGCGAACUUCGUGGCUUGCGUACAAAGCGUAUGAAGCUCGAGAGGUGCAGAAGAGACCAUGGAACAGCAUACUGAUAGCUCUGCAUAAGCUGAGCAGAGCGUACUCCCAAUCGAUACUUAUCGAGAACUUCUUUGAUGCAACGAGAAAGUCUGACCUCAGACGAGAGGAUGCUGAGGUUUUGAAAGCGUUGUUCAGGCUGUUUAGUUUCUACACCAUUGAUGCGGAAGCCCGAGAGUUCCAGACUUCGUCAGGGGUCAGACCUGAGGUAUUGGACACCUUGCCCGAUCGCAUCCUCAGCUUAAUGGAACAAAUACGGCCGCAUGCUGUUCGACUGGUUGAUUCAUUCGCUCUCCCCGACUUCCUCCUUGACAGUGCGAUGGGUCGAUACGAUGGCAGAGUGUACGAAGAUCUGUUUUACCGCGCCCACGUGAUCAACCCCUUGAACAAACUGACGGUGAACCCCGACUAUCGUAGCGAAGAAAUUGUUAAAGGUGGCUUGGGUGUGAAGCAGGUACUAGCCAAGCUAUAG